AUGGAGUCAGAUCCCCGGUCCGCGGGCCCCGAUGAUCAGGGCCUUCGUCGAGCUCGCCCCUGCAGCUCCAAUGGCGUUGGUCAAAAGCCAAAAGAGCAAAGACAUCGAGUGCUCAUAUCACUUCAAUACGAGAAGAAGAUUGACUUGAUCGAGGAACGACUUUCCAACAUUGAAGACCUGCUACGGAGCCUCACAAACAACCCCCAGAGCGUGGGCGACGCUACGUGGGACGCCAGCAGGGUCAGACACGCAACGCCCUCGGCAUCGACUGUCGGGGAUGUCUCCAUUUUGACCCACGACGGCGCAGAUUCGGAUUCCGCGUUCGAAGGCGAACUCUCACUCACCGCCCAUACCAUGUUUGCCAGCGACUUCAUCGAGAAUGCCGUACAGAGGACUUCGCUCCAAGACGUCGCGCCCAACAUGCACGCCGCACUCUCCGCUCUCCGUCAGAUCGUCUCUAUGCAGUCCAGGACUUCCUCCAAUCGGGAGUUCCGUUUCCGCACCCAACAAUCGCUACCGCCCGGGGGCCUGGCUGACCUGCCUAUGCCACCUAUGAAUGCCGUCGUAGCUCUUCUCAAACACAUGAAAGUCUCGCCCCCUAGCAUCUUCUCUCUCGCGUGCUCGUUUCUAGAUGUUGAUGAUCUAGCUGAGCUCUGCCGAAGAGUCUAUUUUUGCACCGACAACUUUGCCGACACAACGUUCAUCAUCGUGAACGGCGCGCUCUUCUAUCUCUUCAUGGAGCAAGCAUACCUCGCACCCGACGGAACAUCCCGGGAAGAAUUUGAAAGCUAUCAACACAUGUGCCGGAAUAACCUGGAAACGGCUCUAGCUUGCUUGCCACUCAUGCUACCCGCCAAGGUCGAGAGCAUCGAAGCUUUGCUCAUAGCCGCCGUGUACUCUGUAGACGUUUCGAAUGCAUCCCUAGCAUGGCUCUUCACCUCUACUGCUGCUAGUUUGUGCCAGACACUCGGCUACCACCGCGUUUCGCAGGCUAGGAGCGAUAGUGCCGGACCCAGAGACAUCAAGACGCUGUUGUUCUGGCACGUUUACAUGCUUGACAAGACUCUCUCGCUCAGGACCGGCAGGGCAUCUGUCAUUCAGGAUUGGGAUGUCACCUUGCCCAGGAGAGUUGACAACACAAUGGUCGCAGAUCCUUGGGGGGCCAUUAUUACAAUCUGGAUCAAGCAAUCCGAGAUUCAACAACGGGUGUACGAGCAAUUGUAUAGCCCGCUUGCCCUCAACCAAUCUCAAGAAGAACGGAUCGAGACAGUCAGACGUUUGGAAAGCGAACAGAAGACCAUCAUGGCCGCCGCAUCCCAGGUGCGGGAGCAAGCCCUCUUUGGUCUUAAAGCUUUGAACGCCUCUUCCAUAUUGGACAUACAUCUUAGGGGCGAUGAACUGACCUUCCAUUCGACCAUGACGUUGAUUUACAGAGCAUUACCGGCACCAGAGGGCUCACCGACCCGGUUUACACAAGAGUGUAUCGACACAGCACGGUUCUCUAUGCAGUUGCAUCUUGAAUGCAUGCAGAAAAUCGCCGAAGAGGGGCGGCACCUCAAGGCAGUAUAUAUUCAUUGUCCUGACCGAGCUGAAAUUAGGGCUAUUCUGCUCACCCCAUUCACGCCCUUCUUCGUCCUCUUCUGUCAUGUCAUUGACACAUCGAGUGCCAGUGAUCUCAAGCGACUGAACGAGUUUGUUGGCUCUCUCCGGCCCGCCUGCGCACUUUCAGAACCUGUUGAGAGGCUACACCAGCUUUGUUCAAUGCUGUGCAACGUGGCGACGCUGUACGUGGAAGGCAAAUCCCAGCAGUCGGAAGAACGCGAUCCGGUCAACGAUGAGUUUGACGUAUACUUGAGUGCGCUGGGGUUCCCGCCAACGGAAUGCCCUGCUCAGGGUAUGGAUACAGGCGAAAUGUCUCAGCCCACCUUGCAGACUGCUCAACUGGGCAACUGGUUUUCAGGCAGCCAGUAUAUGAUGGGGUUACUAGAAGAGGAUCUGUCUCAGUUCAACUAG
Molecule: messenger RNA, 2013 nt
Organism: Colletotrichum higginsianum IMI 349063
Lineage: Eukaryota; Fungi; Ascomycota; Sordariomycetes; Glomerellales; Glomerellaceae
Product: Fungal specific transcription factor domain-containing protein
Exons: 7
Coding region: 1-2013 (670 amino acids)
Biological process (GO): DNA-templated transcription
Molecular function (GO): zinc ion binding; DNA binding
Source: RefSeq, a predicted model, not a curated record